Molecule: messenger RNA, 582 nt
Organism: Calliphora vicina (urban bluebottle blowfly)
Lineage: Eukaryota; Metazoa; Arthropoda; Insecta; Diptera; Calliphoridae
Exons: 1
Source: RefSeq, a predicted model, not a curated record
AAUAAUAAUAAUAAUAAUAAUAAUAAUAAUAAUAAUAAUAAUAAUAAUAAUAAUAAUAAUAAUAAUAAUAAUAAUAAUAAUAAUAAUAAUAAUAAUAAUAAUAAUAAUAAUAAUAAUAAUAAUAAUAAUAAUAAUAAUAAUAAUAAUAAUAAUAAUAAUAAUAAUAAUAAUAAUAAUAAUAAUAAUAAUAAUAAUAAUAAUAAUAAUAAUAAUAAUAAUAAUAAUAAUAAUAAUAAUAAUAAUAAUAAUAAUAAUAAUAAUAAUAAUAAUAAUAAUAAUAAUAAUAAUAAUAAUAAUAAUAAUAAUAAUAAUAAUAAUAAUAAUAAUAAUAAUAAUAAUAAUAAUAAUAAUAAUAAUAAUAAUAAUAAUAAUAAUAAUAAUAAUAAUAAUAAUAAUAAUAAUAAUAAUAAUAAUAAUAAUAAUAAUAAUAAUAAUAAUAAUAAUAAUAAUAAUAAUAAUAAUAAUAAUAAUAAUAAUAAUAAUAAUAAUAAUAAUAAUAAUAAUAAUAAUAAUAAUAAUAAUAAUAAUAAUAAUAAUAAUAAUAAUAAUAAUAAUAAUAAUAAUAAUAAUAAUAAUAAUAAU